This is a messenger RNA of Plenodomus lingam JN3, 1164 nucleotides long. The record is from RefSeq and is a predicted model, not a curated record. NCBI's taxonomy places the organism in Eukaryota, Fungi, Ascomycota, Dothideomycetes, Pleosporales, Leptosphaeriaceae.
AUGGCUCCCUCCGACUGGCGCUCGAGUUUGGGCUUUGCCGCUCGUCUGACAGCCGUCUCCAAAAUGCAAAACAGCCGCUCUGCAAGGGCAACCACCGCAGAAGCCAGCAUCUAUGAUGAGGCGCAAUCAGAAGCAGACUACGAACGCCUAUGUGGGCUCCAGAUAGCAGGUGUGCCACAAAGGUCACUUGAACUGCCCUCACCAGAGGACGAUGAGUAUGUCCCAACACCUGGUGGCAGAACUAUUGGGAAAUACCAAAAUGCUCUUUAUCACCGCGAAGGUCUCUUCUCAGUCAUCUACAAAGCCCCUGCUCUAGAAGACAAUAGCUACUUUCCUGCAGACACACCGUCUAAAACCAAAGUCGUCGCCCUCAAACUAACCACACCCUCUGUAAUGGAACCACCACAUGACUCCAGACGCGAAGCCAUCAUACUCAAGCUUGCGGCUUCUGACCAUGUGAUCCCACUUCUAGACUCUUUCCGUGAAAACGGCAGUCAAUUUGUGCUUGUCUUCCCAUACAUGCGUUACGAGCUGGGCGAAUUGCUACAGGACAAAAAGGUAUCGAAAGUCCAAGGCAAAAAAUACCUGAAAGAUAUGCUUUCUGGCCUCAGCUAUAUUCACAGCCAAGGCAUCAUCCAUCGCGACAUCAAGCCUUCUAAUAUCCUUCUAAAGUCCAUGGAUGGGCCAGCCUAUCUCUCCGAUUUUGGUAUAUCAUGGGCAACCAAUACCGUGGGCUCAGAACCAGCUGACAAAAAGAUUACCGAUGUUGGUACAACAUGCUACAGGCCACCGGAGCUUUUGUUCGGCAACAAACAGUAUGGAUGCAGCCUUGACCUGUGGGCUGCCGGUUGCACGGUUGCCGAAGUCCUGGACCCGGCUCAUCAGACAUUGUUUGACUCUGGGGAACUUGGUAGCGACCUGGCGCUGAUUCAAAGUAUAUUCAAAAAGCUCGGCACGCCGAAUCUAGAUGUUUGGCCGGAAGCAGCCAAGCUUCCAGAUUGGGGCAAAGUACAAUUCUACGAGUAUCCUCCGCAGGACUGGUCCAAGCUACUCCCACAGCUGUCUGCAACCGAGCAAGAUCUGGUGGGAGGCCUGGUCAAAUAUGAGAGCGGUGCGAGACUUUCUGCUUCAAAGGCACUUGAGCACUCCUACUUCGUACUAUGA